UAACGGGGAUUAUAGUAAUCCACUACCCAAACAGGCCCCAAUAUCAAACUUUAUCUCUUCGACUGGAACAAAAAAACUCUCUCAGUCUCUGUGCUCCUCACAAAACCUGCUAGAACCCCAAGAAUGAAUAGCUUAACAGCGAGCUCGACAGGGCGAGUUCUAACAACGUUGAAUCAGUUCCCAGCAGGACGUCGUUUUCGGGAUCAAUGGAGAAGAGGUUGUCUCGUCCUUCGACCUUCUCAUACACACAGAGCUCGAAGAAUCGUUUGCAUGGCGGAGCCGUAUUUGAUAACGAAGCUGGAAUCUGCAGAGAAGACGUGGAAAGAGCUAUCGGUCAAGCUGGCUGAUCCAGAUGUCGUUUCAAAUCCCAGUGAAUACCAAAAGCUGGCACAAUCUAUGGCUGAGCUUGAUGAGGUUGUAUCAGCCUUUAGGAGAUUCAAGGACUGUGAGAAGCAGUUAGAAGAGACGAAAGCUUUAGCAAAAGAGGAUGGCAGUGAUGAAGAUAUGGCAGAGAUGAUAGCUUAUGAAAUUGACUCUUUAUCCGAUCAACUCAAGGAGGUUGAGGAGAAACUUAAGGUGCUACUGCUACCCAGUGAUCCUCUUGAUGCAAGAAAUAUAAUGAUUGAAGUAAGGGCAGGUACCGGUGGUGAUGAGGCUGGACUAUGGGCUGGUGAUCUUGUCCGUAUGUAUCAGAAGUACAGCGAGCGAAACUCUUUGAAGUACACCCCCUUAUCAAGCUCUGAAGCUGAAAAAGGAGGAUUUAAAACAUAUGUGAUGGAGAUCAAGGGGAAUCGUGUUUACAGCAAAUUAAAAUAUGAGUCUGGUGUUCAUCGGGUUCAACGUGUUCCUCAGACAGAAACACAAGGCCGUGUGCAUACUUCUACUGCUACAGUAGCCAUUAUGCCAGAGGUAGAUGAAGUUGAGGUGGUAAUCGACCCAAAAGAUAUUGAACUAACAACGGCAAGGUCUGGGGGUGCAGGAGGCCAGAAUGUCAACAAGGUGGAGACAGCUGUUGAUCUUGUCCACAAACCAACAGGAAUCCGCAUCUUUUGCACAGAAGAAAGGACUCAACUCCGGAACAAGGAUCGUGCUUUUCAGUUGUUGAGAGCAAAACUGUAUGAGAUAAAAGUAAGAGAGCAACAUGAGAGGCUAAGCAAUCAACGAAAAUUACAGGUUGGCACAGGUGCUCGUUCAGAAAAGAUUCGGACAUACAAUUAUAAGGACAAUCGGGUUACGGAUCACCGGUUGAAGAUGAACUUUGAGCUCACCUCUUUCCUUGAAGGUGAUAUCGACACUGCAGUCCAGGCUUGUGCUGCUAUGGAGCAGAAGGAACUGCUAGAGGAACUCGCGGAGUCCGUCGUCGCUCCAACUGGCUGAUUUCCUAGCAUUUUAUGGCAAUGUGGUUAGAAAAUUCAAGUUAUUGGACAAGAUAUACGAAGGAAACAAUAUCUGCCACAAGAAGCUGAUGUCUUCAUGUAGAACAUUCUCAUUUAGUUGGCUGAUAUGGUCUGAAUAUGAGUUAUCUUUUAAAUGUAUGUACAGAUGAAAUGAGAAGGUAAAUGGUUUUUCGGAUGCCUCGUACCAUUUAAAUUGUAAAAUUGGUAUUCCAUUGUAUAAAGGAAACAAAAAUUAGUUACAAACCAGUACGGUAAA
Alnus glutinosa is the source of this 1653-nucleotide messenger RNA. Its product is annotated as peptide chain release factor APG3, chloroplastic. Gene Ontology annotation, cellular component: chloroplast. Gene Ontology annotation, molecular function: translation release factor activity, codon specific. The coding region runs from base 124 to 1377 and encodes 417 amino acids. The record is from RefSeq and is a predicted model, not a curated record. NCBI's taxonomy places the organism in Eukaryota, Viridiplantae, Streptophyta, Magnoliopsida, Fagales, Betulaceae. Gene Ontology annotation, biological process: chloroplast organization; thylakoid membrane organization; translational termination. The transcript is spliced from 15 exons.